Rhinichthys klamathensis goyatoka is the source of this 1464-nucleotide messenger RNA. RefSeq names its product prolactin releasing hormone 2 receptor (gene prlh2r). The coding region runs from base 1 to 1104 and encodes 367 amino acids. Lineage: Eukaryota; Metazoa; Chordata; Actinopteri; Cypriniformes; Leuciscidae. Gene Ontology annotation, biological process: G protein-coupled receptor signaling pathway. The record is from RefSeq and is a predicted model, not a curated record. Gene Ontology annotation, cellular component: plasma membrane; neuron projection. The transcript has a single exon. Gene Ontology annotation, molecular function: neuropeptide Y receptor activity; neuropeptide binding.
AUGGACUAUCUCCAUAACGAUUCGUGGAGAAACAUGUCUUUAGAUGCAUCUGCGUCAUCGUUCAGUGGACUCCAGCUCCUGAUGGACCUGAAGCCGCUCUUCAUCCCUCUUUAUGCAGUGCUAGUCCUGGUAGCGUGCUCUGGAAAUCUUCUCCUCCUCAUCCACAUCGGACUGAACAAGAAACUUCACAGCACCACAAACUUCCUCAUCGGAAACCUGGCCCUGGUUGACCUGGUUAUGUGCCUGUUCUGUGUUCCCCUGACCGCGUUUUACGCCUUUGAUGAGCGCGGUUGGGUUUUCGGACAGUUCAUGUGUCAUUUUGUUACCCUGAUGCAGACUGCGACUGCGUUUGCGGCAGUCCUGUCAUUAACCGCCAUUGCGGUGGACCGAUAUGUGGUGGUUGCCUACCCUAUUCGGCGGCGAGGGGGUCGUUCCUUCUGCGUCUGGUUGGUGGUCAGCGUAUGGCUCUGUGCUUUGGCAAUGUCCACCCCCACUGCUUUGCACACGGUGUACCUGGAUCUGAGUGCAACUGGCCACGAAAUGGCAGUUUGUGAGGAGUUCUGGCACGGGCAGGAGCUCGGUCGUCUAAUAUAUUCAUGUUUCUUCCUGCUUCUUUCCUAUUUUGUUCCUCUAGCAGCAGUUUCCAUUUCCUACUGUGCAAUCUCCUGCCACCUGCAGCACAGAGCUACUCGGCUCAUGGCCGCUACACCUUCCAACCAGGAAAAGUGGGGGCGCAAGAGGCGCAAGACUUUUCGUCUCCUCCUGGUGUCUGUGCUGUCAUUCGCGUUCUCCUGGCUCCCCUUGCAGGUAGUCAACCUCAUUCGCGACCUGGACACCGACUUCGCCAUCCUGAGCAAGAAUCACGUCAAUGUGAUACAGGUGUCCUGCCACUUGUUAGCCAUGAGCUCGGCUUGCUACAACCCCUUCAUUUAUGCUUCUCUUCACAAGAAGUUCCUGUCAUAUCUAUGCCAGAACAUAUUUCAAAGAAGAAAACCGCGUCGUACUCAGAGCAGCCUCACAACCUCCAGCCGAAUGAUCCGCAUGAAUACUUCUAGUACUCUAGCUGACAUUCCCAUGGCCAUUAGUAAGAUUUCACAAGAUUGAAUCUUCACCACACAGUUGUUGCUUCUUUAGGUGCUAGAACUGAACAGCCUGAAGGCAAAUUCUGUACCAUCACAACUGUUUUGUUAAACCAAUGACUCUUUUCUUAAAGCUAUAUGAACAUCUUCAUUGAGCCCUGAGGGAAAAUGUAUGUAUCUGCUAGAAAUGUUAAACAUGUGAACCAAUUUUUCAUAUCUCUUGACCAGUAGAUGGCGCUGUGCCAAAGCUACUUGUGUACCCUCAGGUCAUGCUUGUGAUGACUUGUACCAAGUUGUGUGUGAAUAUGCUAAAGCUUUGCAGAGAUAUAGCCUCACGUCCAUUUUGGCCUGCUCUUCGUCUAAUUCGUUUGUGCGCUAUAUUCGU